AUAUAAUACAAGCUGCAUACUAUUAAAUAAUUUUAUAAUCCUUAAUUCUUUUUAUUUUGAUUAAUUCAUAUAUUUACAAUGCGUUACAAUAAUUCUCGUUCUACAGAAGAAUGUCCUUUAACAAAAAAUAGAAAUUAUAAAUAUAGUUUAAGUAUAUAUUGUGGAGAUGGUUUAAAAUUCAUUAUAAGUUGUUUUACUAUUUUAACCAUUUCUAUUACAACAACAUUAAUUUUACAAAUAUUAUAUGCUGAAGGAGGUCCACAGAAUAAAGUUGGUAUUCAUGGUGCAGUUGCAACAGAUUAUACAAAUUGUUCACAAAUUGGAACUAAGAUAUUACGAAAAAAUGGUAAUGCAAUAGAUGCAGCUAUUGCAGCGACUAUUUGUAUGACAGUAGUAGCUCCACAUAAAACUGGUCUCGGUGGUGGUGGUUACAUAAUGAUAUAUAAUCAUAAAGAACAAAUAGAACCAAUUAUUAUUGAUUUUGUCAAUAAUACAAUUGAAGGCAAUUUUGAACAAAGUGGAAUACGUAUACCUGCAGUAUUACGAGGAUUAGAAUAUGCACAUAAAUUAAAAGGUAAAUUAUUAUGGAAUGAAAUUGUUGAACCUUCUGUAUCUUUAGCAAAAAGAGGAUUUGUUGUAUCAAAGGAAUUAGCUACUGAAGUAUCAAAAAACAUCAAUUAUGAGAUUUUAUAUGGACAUAUUAGUGCAGGAGAUAUAUUAAAGUUACCUGAUCUUAGUAACAUAUUAAAUGCUGUAGCAUUGAAAGGAACUAAUGUAUUAUAUAAUGGAACUUUUUCACAGAAAUUACUACAUGACAAAGUUAAACUUUCAAAAUUACUUCCGCAAUUGGUAAAAUAUGAACCUGAUAUAUAUGUAGCAAAAAAAUCUAGUUUUUAUAAACAUGCAGUAUAUUAUCCUCCACAUAUUUCAUUAUUAAAAUCAAUGAUUAUUGCACUGGAAAAUCUUAAAAUAUCAGCUGACAAUGCAUCUACAAUACAAACAGAGAUACAAGUAGCUAAAACAUUAAUAAAUGUUGUUUCAUUUCCAUUUCAAUUAAAACAAUAUGAAAAAGAAAAAUAUACUGGAGUUAUUGCAAUGGAUUGGGAAGAUACUUAUGUUUGUAUUAUAACUGGACUUAGUGCUCCAUUUGGUCUCGGAUAUAUGUCAAAUGCAGGUUUUUUAUUAGAUAAAACAGAUACCAAUAAUACUUUAUCUGUGCUUGUUCCAAUAAUUUUUCAUAAUGAAAGAGCGUUAUGUGGAUUACGAGGAGUAUUUGGAACUGAUGAUAUAUCAAUUAUUGGACAAUUAUUGUAUAGUAUUAUAAUUCGUCAAUUAAAUAUUUCUGAAGCUAUUGAAUAUCCAAGAUAUUAUUUUUCAUCAAAUGGUCUUGCUAUAGAAAAUAAUCAAAAACACUCUGUAAAUAUAUUAAUACAAAAUCAACUAAAUUUAAUAGUACCAAUAUCAUAUUUGGAUACUGAUAUAGUAAAAAGCGUAAAUGCAAUCAUAAAAAGAAAAGAUCUAAUGUCAAGUCAUUCAGAUAGUCGUGGAGGUGGUCUUGCAUCAAGAUUUUAAUAAAUUAUUUAUUUUUAUCUUUUUUUUAUUAAAUAUAUUAUUUCUUUUUUUAUUAUAUAUAUUUAUAUAUAUUAAAAAUAAUCAUAAAAUAAGAUUUUUAACAAAUCUUAAUAAACUAUAAUUGAAUGAACUUUUCUAAAAUAAAGAAAAUGAUGAAU
Molecule: messenger RNA, 1730 nt
Organism: Apis dorsata (giant honeybee)
Lineage: Eukaryota; Metazoa; Arthropoda; Insecta; Hymenoptera; Apidae
Product: glutathione hydrolase 7-like
Exons: 9
Coding region: 79-1572 (497 amino acids)
Biological process (GO): glutathione catabolic process
Cellular component (GO): plasma membrane
Molecular function (GO): glutathione gamma-glutamate hydrolase
Source: RefSeq, a predicted model, not a curated record